UGUGUCCGCUGAGACAGGUAGUGACGCAAUCAUGGCGUGCGCUGCUGCGACUCGUCUGACGGCUCGCUGGUUAGCUUCAUCACCUUCUUCUGGAUGUGUCAAUGGUCGUUUUCUUUGCAUAUCUCCUAGAAAUGGAGGAGUUUGUAAAGCAGCCGUCUGGCAGGCGAACCGGAGAGGGAUAGUCGUUAGUUUCAGUUCUUUCGCGCGUGGAAAUGUUGUGACAUUGACAAGAGUGACAGGGGGGACGUGUCCCCGUGGGACUACCUGUCACUCUUUCCAUUCCAGCUCCAUAUUGGCAAACAAACAGGACUUCUAUGAAGUAUUGGGUGUCUCCUGCAGUGCGUCACAGAAGGAGAUAAAGAAGGCAUACUAUCAGCUGGCAAAAAAAUACCAUCCAGACACGAAUACCAAUGACCCAGAGGCCAAAGAGAAGUUUGCCAAACUCGCUGAAGCUUAUGAGGUUCUGAGUGAUGAGUUGAAGAGGAAGCAGUAUGACGCUUACGGAACCACUGGCUUCGACCCGAACCGCGCUGGAGCUGGACAGCAGCAGUACUACAGGGCAGGAGGCUCCAGCAUCGACCCGGAGGAACUCUUCAGGAAGAUUUUUGGCGAGUUCUCUGGGGGCAUGGGCUUUGGGGACAUCCAUAACAUGUUUGACCAAAGGCCUGAGUAUGUGAUGGAGCUCACAUUUACUGAAGCAGCAAAAGGCGCCAAUAAGGAGCUGAGUGUGAACAUCGAGGAUAAUUGUCCAAGGUGUGAUGGAAAAGGCAACGAGCCAGGCACCAAAGUGUCUCUCUGUCACUUCUGUAACGGCACAGGCAUGGAGUCGAUCAGCACCGGCCCCUUCAUGAUGCGCAGCAGCUGCCGGCGAUGCAGAGGGAAAGGGUCCAUCAUAAACACUCCCUGUGCUCUCUGUCGAGGUUCUGGACAGACCAAAAAGAGGCACACAGUGGCUGUUCCUGUCCCAGCAGGAGUGGAUAAUGGUCAGACGGUGCGCAUGUCAGUUGGAACCAAAGAAAUCUUAAUUACCUUUAGAGUCCAAAAGAGCCCAGUGUUCAGACGGAACGGAGCAGACAUUCACUCAGAGGCCUUUAUCUCUAUAGCUCAGGCAAUCUUGGGAGGCACAGCGACAGCACAGGGCCUGUAUGAAACCAUCAGUAUAGUGAUUCCUGCUGGUUGUGAAGCGGAUCAGGUGAUUAGGCUGCAGGGCAAAGGGAUUCGGAGGAUGAACAGCUUUAGUUAUGGAGAUCAUUAUGUUCACAUCAAGAUCAAAGUGCCAAAGAAAGUGACGCAAAGACAGCGCUCUAUGUUACUGAGCUAUGCAGAAGAGGAGACUGAUGUUCAAGGAACCAUCAAUGGAGUCAGUCCAUCAACAGCAGGGGGCAGCAAGCACCAAGGGUCUGGUACAAAGCAUUCUACGUCUGAAGAAAAGCAAGAGCAGAAGGAGGAGGGAGGCUUCUUUUCUAAACUAAAGAAAAUGUUUAGCUAACACUUGACUGCAGAUUAAAGGGGGGAAAAAACGCACAAAGAAAUGAAAAGUAGAGACGAAAUAAUUCCACCACCUGAACCUCCAAGCUGCAUGUCACAGAUGAUGUGCAGAGAAAGGAAGGACGGACAGCAGUAGCACGUGUGGACUCGCAUUGGUGCUAAAUUGGGCAAAUGGGUCAUGUAGGGGAUGAUUUCACCUACCGGUACAUGCAAAAGGGCUUGUGGCCACAGAGAUGUCUGCUUGAGGAACUCAUGAGCCAGUUAUGGAACAAAGUGUUUACCUGCUUAAUGUCACCCAAACUAGUUUGUUUCUGAGGUAAAUCUCUACCUGGUGAGCAGAAAUGGGAGAAAAACACUCAGAUUAAAGCUGUCAAUAAUAACCAAUAUUUCUUUGAUAAAAAUGAACAGUUUUAACAUGCGUGAAAUAUGUCUUGUUUUUGUAUGUAUAUACUUAUAUACUUGUUAGACACUUUUAUUCUGUUAUAAAAGGUGUAAUUUGGUCAUAAAUUAAACAGAUCUAAAGUGUU
Oryzias latipes (Japanese medaka) is the source of this 2015-nucleotide messenger RNA. Its product is annotated as dnaJ homolog subfamily A member 3, mitochondrial. Gene Ontology annotation, cellular component: mitochondrion. Gene Ontology annotation, molecular function: protein kinase binding; ATP binding; heat shock protein binding. Gene Ontology annotation, biological process: protein folding; response to heat; mitochondrion organization. The record is from RefSeq and is a predicted model, not a curated record. NCBI's taxonomy places the organism in Eukaryota, Metazoa, Chordata, Actinopteri, Beloniformes, Adrianichthyidae.